GUCAGUCAGUCGUCAGCGGCCAUCAACUUCAGCGGCAGCAGCAGCAAGAAAAGAUUUUCCACACGGCUCAACACGAUUUUCUUGACGAUUUUUUUCAUGAUGUGUUGUCACCUGCUGCUGCUGUGUUGGUAGAAGAGAGACGGACUGAGUGAGUGAGGGGUGUGCGUGCGAGUGAGUGUGCGUAUGUGUGUGCUUACCUGACAGAAGAAGGGGGAGCAAGAGAGGAAAAAGAAGAGUUUUGGUGUGUCAGUUCGUGGAGUGAAAACUGCUCUGCCAGGCCAGCAGCCAGAAGAAAGCAAAAUUGUGACACGACACGGCUGGAAAUGUGGAAAUUGGGCUGGUUUUCCACCUGACACGGUAGCAACGAAAACGCACGGAAUUCGUCCAGGUUCGAGCCGUCGUCGGUCCGGCCAGGUGUAACGCGCCCGAGAAGUGGGGAAAAAAGUGGCCACAAAAAAAAACGCGAUAUUUUUUUGUGUUGGUAAUGUUUUAAGUUAGGCAAAAAAAAAGAAAAGAGUUCCGCAAAGAGCCUCCCCCCGAAGAAAAAGGCCCCACUCGCCAUCGCAAUCCGCGUUCCGGAAGUCUGCCCGCGCCCCCGUUAAAGAUGGCCGCGACGACAGCCGCCGAGCUGCAGCAGCUCCAGGUUGAGAUCGAGCGGCUGAACCGGGAGCUGGACCAGGCCAGCAGUGAAAACAUCCAGUCGGCCAAGUACGGCCUUGGGCUGCUGGAGGAGAAGCAGGGCCUGCAGUCCAAGUGCGAGGAGCUGGAAGCGCUGUACGAGAAUGCACGGCACGAGCUGGAAAUCACGCAAGAGGCGCUGCAAAAAUUCCAAAAGACACAACAGGUCACCAACAAAAGUGGCAUCGAGCAGGAGGAUGCCCUGCUCAACGAGUCGGCCGCGAUGGAGACCUCCCUGAACCUGCAGAUCCUGGAGCUCGAGAGCGAAACGAAACAGCUGCGGCACGAGCUGGAGCGGGUCACGAACGAGCGGGACCGCAUGCUGCAGGAAAACUCCGAAAUCGGCCGGGACAAGUCCGGGGCGGAGGCGGAACGGGCCCGGCUCAAGGCCGAGCUCAAGGACAUGAAGUACAGGGAAACGCGAAUGCUCAGCGACUACAGCGAGCUGGAGGAGGAGAACAUCUCGCUGCAGAAGCAGGUGUCCAGCUUGCGGAGCUCGCAGGUGGAAUUUGAAGGUGCCAAACACGAAAUCCGACGGCUCAGCGAAGAAAUCGAGUUGCUCAACUCGCAGGUGGAGGAACUGGCCAGCUUGAAGAAGAUCGCCGAGAAGCAGAUGGAGGACGCGCUGACCGCGUUGCAAAUUGAGCGCGAGACCAAGUACGCGCUCAAGAAGGAGCUUGAUACACAUAUCAAUCGGGAAUCGAUGUACAACAUUAGCAAUCUGGCAAUCAGUAUACGGGGAAUGGAGGAGAGCACGCUCAACAGCAGCGACUGCGAGGACGAGAUGCCCACGCUCAAGGACUCGACGCUGAAGCGGCUAGAGACGCUGGAGGCGGAAACGGCCGACCUCAAGUCGCCGGACGGCACCAAGGUCGACCUGUUCUCCGAGAUCCAUCUGAACGAGCUGAAGAAGCUCGAGAAGCAGCUGGAGCUGAUCGAGAACGAGAAGAUCUGCCUGACGGCGAACCUGCGCGACGCCCAACAGAACCUGGACAAGAGCCAGAACGAGAUGCAGAACUUUAUGGCGAAGCUGACGCUGCUGGCGGCCCACGUGGACGCGCUGCAGAACCUCAAGAAGCAGAUCGCCGCCGAGGACAAGUUUGCCAACGUGUCCAACAACAAGGACAAGGUGAUGAACGACAAGCUGAACGAGGCGAUCCUGCAGUACUCGAACUGGUUCACGCUCAGCUCGAAGGAGAUCGACACGCUGAAGGCCGACCUGGUCGAGCUGCAGAAGGGUCUCAACUGCUCGGACGCGAUGGCCGUGCUGCGCAACGAAAUCACCAAUUUGAAGAACAAGUUGCUGUCUUCAGAGCAGAAAUCGUUGGACCUGCACAGCGACGUCCAGGUUCUCACGACCCUGUCGCAGAACGCCGGCCAAAGCCUGAACUCGACCCGCAGCAAUUUGGUUUCGCUCAGCGACGACCUCGCCCAGCUGUACCAUCUGGUGUGCACCGUCAACGGCGAAACGCCGAACCGCGUCCUGCUCGACCACAAGAACGACGAUCUUAGCUUCGACAACGACUCGCUGUCCGCGAUCCAGUCCCAGCUCAAGUCCGACAUCCUCACCUCGAGGCCGCACGUGUUCGAGGACCUGCAGGCGCUGAGCGACGCCGUCGAGAUCAAGAAGUACGUGGACACGAUCAGCGACCAGAUCAAGUACCUCAAGACGGCCGUCGAGCACACGAUCGAGCUGAACAAGGACAAGGUGUCGGACGUGGCUGCCGGCGACAAGGACGCCAAGGAGGAGAUCGCCGACCUGCACGAGCAGAUCAUCAAGCUGAAGAGUCUGCUGUCGACGAAGCGCGAACAGAUCGCCACCCUGCGGACGGUGCUCAAGUCGAACAAGAACACGGCCGAGGUGGCGCUCACCAACCUCAAGUCCAAGUACGAGAACGAGAAGCUGGUCGUGAGCGACACCAUGUCCAAGCUGCGCAACGAGCUGAGGAUCCUGAAAGAGGACGCCGCCACCUUCUCCAGUACGAUCCCCUUUAUAAUAUCUUACCUUUCCCUCGAAGUACUCAACCCGCCAUUUUUUCCCGUAGGUCUGCGGGCGAUGUUUGCCGCCCGCUGCGAGGAGUACGUGACGCAGGUCGAUGAGCUGACGCACCAGCUGUCGGCCGCCGAGGAAGAGAAAAAGACUCUGAACCAGCUGCUGCGGCUGGCGGUGCAGCAGAAGCUCGGGCUCACCCAGAAGCUCGAGGAGCUGGAGAUGGAUCGCGAGAUGCGCCACGUGCGGCGACCAGCGAUGCCGGCCCGAGGUGGUGGCAAGUCCGCCUUCUCGCGGGGUGUCCCCGCCCGCAGCAGCAACCAGAACCCGAACAACAGCAACGCCGGCAGCGGCGGCGGCGCCAACAAUCCGAACCAGGCAUUCUUCUAACAUAAGGUGAGCGUGCAGCGUAAGAUCCUAGCCUUCCUCUACACACUGCUGAAGAUGUAAACGGUCCAUCGUCCAAGGAAAAACACAAAAACAAACAAAAAAUUUCUCAUCCAUCCAUCCAAGCGAACGAGAGAGAGAGCGAGACGUUUCGGUUUUUCCUGUUUGAUUGUUCGUUCGUUAGGUUUUUCUUUUCUUGUCUCUCGUUGCGCGAUUCUUCGUUGUUGGCCGGAGCCGGAGUUGUCCAGAGAAAAAACGGACCGGCGCGUGUGUUUCACCUGCCUCCUUUUUGUACUAUACACAAGCCGUUAUACCUAUGAAUCCAGGACUAAUCAUGAAUGCGAGAGCGAUGUGUGAUGUGAGGCAUAUAUUUUUAAAUAAUAUUUGUAAGCUAAGCUGCGGUGCGGUGUCCCGUUUUGCCCCACCCAAAGCAGAGGGGCAAAGCAAGGUCGGGGCACGCGCACGCGAAAAAAAGACGAGUUCGGGCGAGUGUGUGAAAGUAUAUAUCGUUAAAUUAUUUUGAUAAGAUUAUAAUAUAUUGUAACACGAGACACGACGCGACGCGGUGUGACUAACCACAGGCAAGGAAAAUUUAACCACUUACACAGAAACACACACCCACACACAUGCAUAAUUAUUAUUUUUCUCUUUUUUUUUUUGGGUUAAGCUAAAAAGGGGAAGAUUAAAGAAAACGACAAGCUGUACGCGCUGCAAGCAAAACAUUAUCAAAACUUUUUAAAUGUACCGAGCGUAGUCGGACAAAACACACAGACACAGACAGACUCGUAUGUAGGAAAACAAACAAAAAAUAUUUCUUGUUAGGAAACAAACAAUUUAUUGUCAAACAAUAACGUUACAAUGAUGAAAUUUGCAAAAUUGUAGAUAUUUUUUUCUUUUUGUCUUCUUGUGCAAUAAAAGUUUUUUGUUUUACAAAUGA
Molecule: messenger RNA, 3992 nt
Organism: Culex pipiens pallens (northern house mosquito)
Lineage: Eukaryota; Metazoa; Arthropoda; Insecta; Diptera; Culicidae
Gene: BicD
Product: protein bicaudal D
Exons: 9
Coding region: 605-3058 (817 amino acids)
Biological process (GO): protein localization to organelle; regulation of microtubule cytoskeleton organization; microtubule anchoring at microtubule organizing center
Cellular component (GO): Golgi apparatus; cytosol
Molecular function (GO): dynactin binding; dynein complex binding; cytoskeletal adaptor activity
Source: RefSeq, a predicted model, not a curated record